AUGAGAAAGGCCUUUCUUUUAAAUGCAGGUACGUCGAUUACUUCUUGUUCUAUCUAUCUAUCUAUCUAUCUAUCUAUCUAUCUAUCUAUCUAUCUAUCUCUUGGUCUGUUCAUAUCUAUCUAUCUAUCUAUCUAUCUAUCUAUCUAUCUAUCUAUCUAUCUCUUUCAGGGUGUUUCUAUCUAUCUAUCUAUCUAUCUAUCUAUCUAUCAUCUUGUUCGUAUCUAUCUAUCUAUCUAUCUAUCUAUCUAUCUAUCUAUCUAUCUAUCUAUCUAUCUAUUUCAGUCUUUUUCUUUCUUUCUAUCUAUCUAUUUAUCUAUCUAUUUCAGUCUUUUUCCCAUCUAUCUAUCUAUCUAUCUCAGGUUCUGUUCAUAUCUAUCUAUCUAUCUAUCUAUCUAUCUAUCUAUCUAUCUAUCUAUCUAUCUAUCUCAGUCUGUUCAGAUCUAUCUAUCUAUCUCAUCUUGUUCGUAUCUAUCUAUCUAUCUAUCUAUUUCAGUCUGUUUCUAUCUAUCUAUCUAUCUUGUUCGUAUCUAUCUAUCUAUCUAUCUAUCUAUCUAUCUAUCUAUCUAUCUAUCUAUCUCUGUAUGUUCAGAUCUAUCUAUCUAUCUCAUCUUGUUCGUAUCUAUCUAUCUAUCUAUCUAUCUAUUUAUCUAUCUAUCUCAGUCUGUUUCUAUCUAUCUAUCUAUCUCAUCAUGUUCGUAUCUAUCUCAUCUUGUUCGUAUCUAUCUAUCUAUCUAUCUAUCUAUCUAUCUAUCUAUCUAUCUAUCUAUCUAUCUAUUGCAGUUUGUUCAUAUCUCCUUAUUUAUCUAUCUGAGUCUAGGUUCUGUUAUCUAUCUAUCUAUCUAUCUAUCUAUCUAUCUAUCUAUCUAUCUAUCUAUUUCAGGCUUCAUAUCUAUCUAUCUAUCUAUCUAUCUAUCUAUCUAUCUAUCUAUCUCAGCCUGUUCAUAUCUAUCUAAGUCUGUUCAUAUCUAUGUGUUUGAGUCCGUUCAUAUCUAUCUAUCUAUCUAUUUCAGUCUGUUCAUAUCUAUCUAUCUCAUUUUGUCGAAUCUAUCUAUCUAUCUAUCUAUCUAUCUAUCUAUCUAUCUCAGCCAGCUUCAUAUCUAUCUAUCUCAGCCUGUUCAUAUCUAUCUAAGUCUGUUCAUAUCUAUGUGUUGGAGUCUGUUCAUAUCUAUCUAUCUAUCUAUCUAUCUAUCUAUCUAUCUAUCUAUCUAUCUAUCUCAGCCUGUUCAUAUCUAUCUAAGUCUAUUCAUAUCUAUGUGUUUAAAUUCUGUUCAAAUCCAUCUAUCUGAAUUUGUUAACAUCUAUCUAUCUAUCUAUCUAUCUAUCUAUCUAUCUAUCUAUCUAUCUAUCUCAUUCCUUUUCAUAUCUAUCUAUCUAUCUAUCUAUCUAUCUAUCUAUCUAUCUAAUCGGAGCCUGAUUGAAUUUGGUCAACAUGGGAAUUGUGUUCAGGCGCUUGUCUUCAAAACUUGGAACAAUUUUGGAGAGCCUACAACAUCCAUGUCUUUUGUUGGUUUCUCUUAUCUUCGCUAG
Acanthosepion pharaonis is the source of this 1527-nucleotide messenger RNA. The record is from the annotation of a GenBank genome assembly. NCBI's taxonomy places the organism in Eukaryota, Metazoa, Mollusca, Cephalopoda, Sepiida, Sepiidae.